AUGCACUACAAACCACUGACCACCACACGCGUCAUCGCACCGAGGUCAGCCAGCCACACACGUGCAGACAAGAAAGGCUCAUCCGAUGAGGGUGUCGCUCGGCUGUGUGUCCAUCAGGGAGAGCAGCGAGACCCGGCUGUUUGUGAAGUGUCACCGCAAGGAUGUCAUCAGACCGAAGUGGAUACUCGACUGCGUCGCACAGCAGAAGGUCCGACCCCAUGCACCACAAACACACACACACACACACACACACAAUAGUACCCCAUGCGCCCCUGUCAAUCCGUUGCCUCUGCAUGUUGAUGCAGUUGAUUGAGCUGCAUCCGACGUACCUGAUCCACGUGGGCGAUGAGCUGGGGGCGAAGUGGGAGGACGUCAUGGACAGAUACGGCGACAAAUACUAUGAGGACAUCACACCAGGCACGCGCAUGCGACGCAAAACAAUGAGAAGACCUACAUGUGCUGGAUGGAUGGAUGGAUGGCCUUCUCUGUAUAUUUUGUUCGUUCCAGACCAGUUGGCUGAGCUGAUGGACUCCAUGGACGUGCCCACUGACCCGCAGAUCCUCGCCGUAGCCAAGAAGAUCAUGGACAGAUACCCACACCUCAUGCGCACACCCGACAUGCCAUAUGUGUACUUAGGCGGACACACACCCCACCCCACGGCACCCACCACUCCCACACACACACUCUUUCUCUCUGUCUUGUUUGUCCGUGCAGAAGUUUCCGUGUGUAUGUGGGCGAGACGCCCAGCCCCCUGCUGUCCGCUACAACAGCGCCGACCGUCUCGCCGCAGGCUGGGCGGCCCUCGAGGCCGGCCAGCGUCAGAUGGAGCGAGGCUGCUGCUGCUUAA
Vitrella brassicaformis is the source of this 847-nucleotide messenger RNA. The record is from the annotation of a GenBank genome assembly. NCBI's taxonomy places the organism in Eukaryota, Vitrellaceae.